GUUUGAAACAACCAGAAAGUACUUUAUAGUGAAAAUAAAACACGGAAAUCCUUGAAUGAAAGGAUAUGCCUCGAGGAAAUGGUUAUUAUUCCUCAAGGGAAACGAAGUAGGAAAUAGAUAUCGGCAUUAAUGGAAUAUUAAUUGAUCUCCCGUUGACCUUAACAGUAGUUCCUAUAUUUCUGUCAGUAUAUCUUUUUUGGUCUGAAAAUAACUAGAAAUAUAUGAGAUAUUUAAGGAAGCAUGCAUAAUGUCAGAGGUAAAACUAAAUUUGAAGCAAAGACAAGGGUUGUACAAAACAGGAAGGCGUGUCGCCUGCUCACAUCUGCUUAGUCAGUGUUCCCAAUUCCAUAUCCCAACAUACGGAAGACCCAAAACAACAUGGCAAAGGACUGUGGAAAGGGAGAGAGGCGAGGCGGGGUGGAGGAACUGGGACGAGGUGCGGUCAAAAGCAGCAGACAGGGAAAAGUGGAAAAGCACUGUGAAGGCCCUAUGUGCCACACGGCACGAGGAGGACAGAUCGUCAUUCUUCUGUCUUCAAUUUUGGAUAAAACACUUUAACAAAGGUGUGUCUGACAAGACCUCUUUAAAAGAUUGCAGAAUGAAGAGACAUCGUGUGCAAGGGGUGGGUAGAAGAUUGCAGAAUGAAGAGACAUCGUAUGCAAGGGGGUGGGUAGAAGAUUACAGAAUGAAGAGACAUCGUGUAUAAGGGGGUGGGUAAAAGAUUGCAGAAUGAAGAGACAUCAUGUGCAAGGGGAUGAAUAGAAGAUUACAGAAUGAAGAGACAUCGUGUAUAAGGGGGUGGGUAGAAGAUUACAGAAUGAAGAGACAUCAUAUGCAAGGGGGUGGGUAGAAGAUUACA
This is a messenger RNA of Nematostella vectensis (starlet sea anemone), 859 nucleotides long. RefSeq lists its product as uncharacterized. The transcript has 3 exons. The record is from RefSeq and is a predicted model, not a curated record. Bases 248 to 706 code for a protein of 152 amino acids. Lineage: Eukaryota; Metazoa; Cnidaria; Anthozoa; Actiniaria; Edwardsiidae.